Molecule: messenger RNA, 1404 nt
Organism: Metarhizium robertsii ARSEF 23
Lineage: Eukaryota; Fungi; Ascomycota; Sordariomycetes; Hypocreales; Clavicipitaceae
Exons: 1
Coding region: 1-1404 (467 amino acids)
Molecular function (GO): protein binding
Source: RefSeq, a predicted model, not a curated record
AUGCCUCUCUUCAGCCAACUACGAGAAAGCGGCUUGUUCAUCAAUAAGAGACCUCCUCUCUGUCCUCCGCUCCGUCAUCCGCGGCCAUCCAGCCAGUUCACCAAGUUCCCACAUCACAGAUCGGAAAGAGACCAGCCCCCCGAGCCCCCCACCACAAAUCUUGUUGAAAAAUUGAAGCUCCUCGUGCAUUAUAAGAGCAGUGCAUCACGCCCAAAGACUGAGCCUGUAGCUCGCAUUUGCCAAAUGCCAUUGAAGAUUGUGAUGGGCAUCGUGGCCAACUUAUCUACAAAGGACCAGGUCUCAUUCAGAAACACAUGCACCAUCUUUCGGGAAAUGUCGACGAGGGGAUACAGCCCUCUAUUCUACCGCAUGUCUACCCACAUGGUGAGGACACAUGUCCUGUCUUUGAUACUCCGCGACUUUUGGAUAUGCGAUCUUUGUUUCCGUCUUCACCGUGUCGAUAGGAGAGAUACGCCCGGCGCCCCGAGGAGGCCAAUCUGUGCCCAGCCCCAUGUGGAUGCCAGAAGUUUCGGAUGCAUUCCCCUGGAUUUUUUCCUACAGGCAUCUCCAUUCUAUCUUAAAGCGGCGCGAAGCAACGAGCAUUCAGGGUACAGGGACCGUCUCCUGCAACGCCGCCAAAUUACUCGGGCUGUCAAGAAUUCUCGAAUGGGGUGUAGCGUCGAGGCCGCAUUCCAUCCUUUGGGCUUCGAUCGAAGGGUGGUGCUGCAUAGAUCCUGGCUCUACCGUCCAGCCAAGCAGACGGAACCCGCGCCAUAUUGGGACAUGCAAAUCUGCCCGCACCAGCGAUACAGCGAAAGGAAGUUUGAGGCGUUUGAGAAGGAGGUCUCCCAGGCAUCUGUGAAAUCUCAAGGGCCUUUCUUCGAGGUACUAUCACCUCAGCGGCACGAAUAUGCCCUGUGCAAGGCUGUGCAGAUGGCGAUUGCAUCCCCCAGCAAACACACCUUCGGGGCGUGCACACUCUGUCGUACCGACUUUUCCGUCAAGAUCAUGGCCUUGGAGACACCAAAAGGAGCACGAUCAAAGUUGGACAUCAAGGGCAGUGGAGUGCGUCGUCUUUUGCUGAGAACUUGGCAGGACCUGGGAGGCCAAUGCUUCCCCCUUUACCCGACCUGGGCGUCACACUCUCACAUCCUACACGACGUUUUUGUCCCGUUUGGCUACAUGUAUCGAUAUUGUGAGCCAGGGACUGCCUGGCGGCUAUAUGAGCAAGAGUAUGAACGGCUUGGCAAGAGGACAGAGUCACAAUGCGCCGAGAAUAAUCGCAUUGGCGCCAUGUACAGGUGCAUGGAAGAAAAAACCCAAGCCCGCCGCCCUGAAGUGUUUCAGAUCGAGAAGGGCAAGAAUAAAUUCAAGAGCCUCAAGAGAAAGCAUGAUUUCUUUUGA